Cynara cardunculus var. scolymus (artichoke) is the source of this 2435-nucleotide messenger RNA. RefSeq names its product coilin-like. Gene Ontology annotation, molecular function: U2 snRNA binding; U1 snRNA binding. The coding region runs from base 177 to 2300 and encodes 707 amino acids. The transcript has 16 exons. Gene Ontology annotation, cellular component: Cajal body. Lineage: Eukaryota; Viridiplantae; Streptophyta; Magnoliopsida; Asterales; Asteraceae. Gene Ontology annotation, biological process: spliceosomal snRNP assembly. The record is from RefSeq and is a predicted model, not a curated record.
ACACGACGUCGUAGCGACAUUGUAAGGUAUUUGGAAUUGGAAGGCAUUAUUCAUCACCUCUGAAACAGGGGUUUAUGUUGGUGAGGUUUUAGAGCGGUGGCGCACGGCGGUUCCCUCUCUCUUCUCUCUCAAUUUGUCAUUGGAACACACUCUAUCUAGUGUAUAAAGUGGUACAAAUGGAGAGGCAGUCGGUAAGGCUUCGUUUGCUGUUCGAAGAUCGUUCGAUUCUUAGUGAAGCACAGCGAUCGGAUGGGAUGAAUCGAAGCUGGCUUUUAAUAGAACCACAACAGCAUCGGAAAAUCUCCGAUGUCUGCAAUCAUCUCCUCCAAUAUUUCAACCUUCGCCGCUCGUGCCCUAAUGGCAUCCACCUCUAUAUGGAAGGCUUUGUCUUGCCACCAUCUGAGUCGACUCGAAUCUUGAAAGACAAGGAAAUUAUUUGUGUGAGAAGGAAAGGGGCGGCUUUGACGGAAGCAAUAGAGGCAGCAGAUGCAUGUAAUUUGCUUGACGAGGCGGAAAUCAACAGGAACGAACCUAUAAAUAAUGGCAUGCUACUUUUAGCAAAUGAAGAGUUUGAUAAGGAAACUGGGGGAUAUCAAAGUGAAUCAGACGCUGAGGAGGAAAAGUUGGAAGAUGAACCUUCACCUUUAGAAACACUUUCCAAGAAAAGAAAAGCCUCCACAAAACUUCGGAGCUCAAAAGAUGUCUCUCAAUGUAGCAAGGUCAUGUGUCUGCUGAUCAAGGUGCACGUAGCUCAAUCCAGGAACAAAAAACAUCGAUCAGUGGUGAUGAAUGAUGUUAAAGAUGAAAUUGCAGCAGAAAACGACGACAUAAAUAAUGAUGAAUGUCUUCCCAUGAAAAUCAUCAGCAAGAAGAUUAAAGCAAACAAGGAGAAGGGGAGCGAUGAAACAAUAAUUGUAAAGGUGAAAUCUUCCCCCAAAACAAAGAGGAAGAAGAAACACCUUUCAGGGGUGGUGAGUUGUGCCGAAGAUGAUGUUGUGACAGAUGAAAUUGACAAUGUUAGUAAUGGUGAAUCUCUUCCCGGGAAAAUGAGCAAGAAGAAGAAUAAACCAAAUGAGGAGACUAACAAGGGAAAUGCUGAAAUAAAUGAUGAAAAGGUCAAAUCUUCUUCCAAUGUGAAGAGGAGUGAGCGUCUUCAAGACAAUGUUGAAGGAGUUGAACACGCAUCUACUCCACUUGAUGGGGCUAAAAAGGUCCCCAGUAGAAGUGCUAGAAGGAAAAAGGCUAAGAGACAAUGGAGGCGGGAACUUGCUAAAAUUUCACAAACGCCUGAAACUCAUCUGGAGCCAGAAGUAUCCAAAGUCGACAACAAAGAGGCUAAUGGCCAUCCGAAGGGACCUCAGGUAAAGCAGGAUCAGUUGCCUACAAAAGUUGUGCAUAAGAACAUGAUUAAACAGGAAGAAAGAAACUCUAAUCACAAUGUGGGUACUGUACUUGUUCCUUGUGUAGUCAGGCCAGGACAUAUUCGCUUUGAACCUCUUGACGAAGAUGAAGAUGUAAAGCAGAUCGAAGUACCAGAGGUAGCUUUUCAGUGGAAUGGAAUCACCAGCAAGAAAAAGGGUCAAAAAUGGGGUUUAGAGAAGUCUUCAACUUUUCGAAGGGACGACUCUCCAAAAGCAAACACAGGACCUUCCACAAUGUUGAGUGCCGACACAGAAGUACCUGUGAUUGACCUCAAUGAUUUUGACAAGCUCCCUUUGUGCACCUCACCUAAGGAAGGUGAUGUUAUUGCAUACCGUCUUCUGGAGUUAACUUCUUCUUGGACCCCUGAGCUCUCUUCCUUCCGGGUUGGAAAAAUAUCAUUCUAUGAUGCCAGUAACAUCAUUCUGAUGCCGGUGCCGGAAUAUCCCAUUAUUUUCGAUAAGAUGGAUGAGGAUGGGCCAGACAACUCUCUUUAUAAAGAAGAUGGAAGUUUAGAGAUCAAAUUUGAAGCUCUUGUUGACGUCCGUUCCGUCAAGCAAAGUAACUCGGAUGCUAUGAAAGCAGUCAAUAAUGGAGUUCAGCAAACUCAGGGAGCUGAUAAAAAUGCUGCAUCCAAUAUAUCUAACAGAAAUAACAACAAAGAAACUCUCUCCAAAGACCCAAGUUCAGUGGUGGCGAACAAAGAACAUGACUCGUGGGAUGAACUGAAUGAGGUUUUAAGUGCAAAAAAAGCAGAAUUGUUGGAGAAGAAGGAAGAGAUGAAGAGGGAUUCGGGGUGGAACCGAUGGUCAUAUAGAGCAUUAAGAGGUAGCGCACUCGGUCCAACAAUGGCGUUGUUAAGAUCAAAAAAUGACGUAUAAAGUAAGUCAUCGUAAUCUUGUUCCAUAUAUAUGAUACAAGAAAGUGUGGUUCAGCUUCAGUUCAGCUGUAGAAAUUGACCUCUAAUAUUUGGUUUGAAACUGAAUUUUGCCCUAAAUGCAUGUUUUAUAUAUGCU